Molecule: messenger RNA, 1551 nt
Organism: Limulus polyphemus (Atlantic horseshoe crab)
Lineage: Eukaryota; Metazoa; Arthropoda; Merostomata; Xiphosura; Limulidae
Product: cytochrome P450 307a1-like
Exons: 4
Coding region: 1-1551 (516 amino acids)
Molecular function (GO): oxidoreductase activity, acting on paired donors, with incorporation or reduction of molecular oxygen; heme binding; monooxygenase activity
Source: RefSeq, a predicted model, not a curated record
AUGAUUCAUCCAACGUUAAAUCCAGUCACACUCAUCUUAUCAGUUGUGAUCAUUUUUCUGGUUUUAUUGGCAUUAUACGGUAGAAGAAAAAGACUCGAGAAAUUUUCCAAUCUCCGGGUUCUUCCUGGACCACGCGGGCUACCUGUCCUCGGUUGUUCUCACAUCAUCGGUCGUUAUAAUAACCCUUGGGAUGGGUUCUCUGCACUACGGAAAGUAUACGGCGAUGUUUACGGCUUAACUCUAGGUUCCCGGAAAUGCGUCGUGGUCAGCUCCCUCUCAGCCAUGAAGGAAGUCCUCAUCGGUAAGAGUAAAGACUUUGCGAACAGACCAGACUUCUUACGUUUCCAUGCUAUAUUUCGUGGCGACAGGAACCUCUCAAUCGCCCUGUGCGACUGGUCAUCAAAACAGAAAACACGACGUGAGAUUGCUUUUCCUUACAUGCAUCCAAAGGCUACUUCCUUAGGCAUCAAUCGUAUGAACGCCUUCAUCACCAACGAAUUACAGGAAUUAGUUUCAGCUUUAACUACUGUUAGGAACCAACUGAUCGAACCCAGGCCGUUUCUUCUCGCCGCUACGGCUAACAUUUUCUAUCAAUAUUUAUGCAGUAAACGAUUUGACCCCAAAGAUCCGACCUUCCAACGAAUGAUCAAGAUCUACGAUGUCGUCUUCAAGGAAAUCUUUCAGGGUUUCGCCAUUGAUUUUAUGCCCUGGCUCAAAAUUGUUUAUGAACGACGACUGAAGGAACUAAGAAACAAGGCAGACGAGGUGACAAAUUUGACGGCAACUAUAUUUGAUGAACAUGAGAAAACGCUGGAUGUAGAAAAUUCUCGAGAUCUGGUUGACAUGUUUUUGAAACUUAUCAAAGAAGAUGAAGGAUGUAAGUUGUCUCGAGAGGAUGCAGAAGUGACGAUGGACGAUCUUUGUGGUGGGCAUUCGGUCUUGGGGAACCUGUGGCUGUGGGGGCUUUACUUAGUAGCUGGACAUCCUGAAGUGAAGGAGAAGAUACUAAAGGAGGUGUCAAGAGUCACGGGAAAUCAAAGGCAUCCGUGCCUAAAAGACAAACCCGCUUUACCAUACACGGAGGCAGUGACACUAGAAGUCUUGCGGGUCGUCUCUUCGCCAAUAAUUCCUCACGUUGCCUCCAAGGCCACCAGUAUUCAAGGUUUUCGUGUCCUUGAAAACACCUUGGUGAUGUUCAACACGGUCGAUUUGAACAUGGAUGUAGAAUACUGGCACGAGCCUCGCAGAUUUAAACCUGAAAGGUUUCUCACAAAGGAAAACCGAGUUCUGAAACCGGCUUACUUCUUUCCUUUUGGGACAGGAAAAAGGACGUGUUUGGGUGAUGGUUUGGUUAAGUCCACCCUUUUGCUGGGUCUCGGAACUCUUGUCCAGAUGUUCGACAUUUGUUUGCCACAAGGCGUCGGUGCUCCAGAUUUAAACACAAUUCCAGGUGUCGUUGUUCCACGAAAUGAAAUUAAGUUAAUUUUCCGGCAUCAUCCUGAUCCAGUGAAUGCAUCCCUGAGAGAUACUUUUUUAUCCUCAACGCCGUGA